This is a messenger RNA of Babesia bovis T2Bo, 2706 nucleotides long. RefSeq names its product Hsp70 family protein. Gene Ontology annotation, cellular component: endoplasmic reticulum chaperone complex. Lineage: Eukaryota; Apicomplexa; Aconoidasida; Piroplasmida; Babesiidae. Bases 118 to 2703 code for a protein of 861 amino acids. The record is from RefSeq and is a predicted model, not a curated record. Gene Ontology annotation, biological process: endoplasmic reticulum unfolded protein response; cellular response to hypoxia; negative regulation of hypoxia-induced intrinsic apoptotic signaling pathway. The transcript has a single exon. Gene Ontology annotation, molecular function: ATP binding; ATP-dependent protein folding chaperone.
CACAGACUAGAGGGCAACGUAAUAUAGUGGAACGCAAACAAACAUUAGCACCUCCCUUGAAUCAAAGGGAUAGAAUUAAGGGACAAAGAGGCUGAUGCAUAGGCGCAACGGUAUGAAAUGGAGGAAAUAGGCACAUUAAAGACAUACAGAACCCGUAUGGUAAUAAGGGGCUUUCUGGCAAUAUACGCCCUGAUAGCAACUAUAUGCUCAGUUAAAGCGCAACACGCAACUAUCGGAGUGGAUUGGGGUGAGGAAUAUGUGGAAGUAGCCAUCGGCUUCAGAGGACAUAAGCCGGAUAUAUUACUGAACGAUACCGGUAGCAGGAAGUUCUAUAACGCAGUGGCGUUGGAAGGAGAAACACGAGCUUUUGACCAAAAGGCAGUGGCUAAAUUGCUAAAAACACCAAGCAAAGUGAUACAUAGAUCAGCACAUAUCAUAGGCAUACCAGUAACAGCACAAAGCGGACAGGGGCCUGUAGAUCUAAAUAAAGAUGAUGUAAUAAGGACACUGGAAGAUAAUGGAACCUACUUCGAAUGGGAUUAUGCACCAUAUGAAUUUGCAGCAGAUGAAAAUGGCCAAUUGCACUUUAAAAUAGGCACACAGGGCAUAGUUAAAGCGGAAGAAGUGGCAGGGCACUUUUUCAACUACAUUAAAUCCAUUGUCAUAUCAAACUUGAAAAAGGCAAAAGUAAUCACGAACGAUGAGGAAAAGGUGGGAAUACUGGCGGUAAUCGCUGUGCCAUGCAACUAUACACAAAAUCAACGAAGAGCUAUAGUUUAUGCAGCUGAAAGUGCUGACAUCCUAGUGGCAAAAGUAGUGCACGGAAUUACUGCGGCGUCGACGCUAAGAGCAUUUGAUCAGGCACCAGGAAAGAAGAAAGUACUCUUCUGUGAUAUCGGGAGCUCGGGAGCCAAUAUAGGUGUUAUCGAAAUAAAUGUACCAGAAAAGGAUAAUAAAAAGUCAAAGUCAACAGAGGAGACACAGAUUAAUGUUUUGUCAUGUGUUACACGUGAAGGUAUCGGGGGGAGGUACCAUGACAUAGCCCUGGCGCAACACCUACGGAAAAUAUUCGAAAGCAAAACCAAUGUUGCACUAAUGCCAGAAUAUCCAAACGCACUGCAAAAACUAGUUAAAGCAGCUAAUAAAGCGAAAAUAGCACUUACAAUCUCAGAUGCCACCACAGUAGCCAUAGAAGGACUCAUCAGGAACGUGGACUUCACACCAGAACAAGUUACCAAGGAGACAUUCAACAGUCUCAUACAGGAUUCAGUUAACAAUAUAGAAACAACUAUACACGAAGCAAUGGAGUUAGCCGGCGGAUUGAAAAUGGAAGAUUUAGAUGGAGUGGAAAUCAUAGGUGGAGCCUCAAGAGUACCAGCAGUGCAAAAUAAACUUGUACAAAUUGUGGCACCACAGCAACUGGGUUUCCACCUAAACGCCGAAGAAGCAGUGGCAGUAGGAGCAGGAUACCUAGCAGCAGCACAUAACCCAUUCUUCAAAAUGAGAAGUGCAAAAAUAGGAGAUGCAUCAGUACACCUCUAUGAAGUCAGUAUAGUCUCCACGGAUACAACACAUCCAGAUGCCAUAGAAAAACAUACACCACUGUUUAAGCCAGGAGCUAAACUAAACGGAUCAAAGAGCCUAGUAUUCAAAACUAAAUUAGAUUUUAACGUUACCUUGAAGGAAAAUGGCAAACCGAUAACACUGUUCCAUGGGACGGGAGUCAACCAUAUGAUCAAUUUAGAGGAAAAUAAAGAUAAAAUCGCGCAAAUCACUUUGGUGUUCAUGGCAGAUCAUAGAGGUGUUAUUACAAUAGUUAAAAGCGUAGCUAUGCUUAUAGACCCAGAAGAAGAUACAACGCAACCUGAGUCCGAAACACCAGAAAAUAAAACACAGGAAACUAGUGAAGCAACACCAGAACAAGAAGUUAAACCACCGACUUCAUUCGUAAUUGACCUGCAGAUAACCAACAUCCAAGAUGCAUUCACAAAAGAGAAUCUUGAGGCAUCUAAAUUAGCAAUAGAAACACUUGAUAAACGCGAUAUGGAUGUAGUAAAAAGAUCGGAAAGUAAAAAUUAUCUAGAAUCAAUGAUUUACAAGUAUAAAGGUGCUAUCAAGGAAACGGGAUUCCAAGAAGCAUGUAAUGAAGAGACGAUAAAGCAAAUUAGCAAUAUGGUAAAUGAAUAUGAAACAUGGUUCGAUGAAGAAUCAUACAAUGCAACUUUACAGGAAUUUGAAGAAAAAAUAGAUAAACUUAAACAAAUCGCAACACCAGUCCAGGCAAGAUGGGCUGAAAAUGAAGCACGACCAGCACUAGUAACCUCAACACAAAAAGUAAUCAAUAAACUACAAAGUAACUUAGAGGAGCUUAUGGACAAGAAGCCAUACCUGCAACAAAUGACAGAUAUACUGGAUACAUUCAAAUCCGUACAAACAUGGUGGGAUGAUGUACAAAAGAAACAAGAAGAAUUGAAACCAAACGAUGAACCUGCAUUCAACGCAAAUAGUAUCAAGCUACAAAUCGAAAUCGCAAAACAAGCACUAACAAAAUUACAAAAAACACCACCACCAAAACCCAAAAAAGAAGAAAUCAAGGAAAAACCAGUAGAAACACAAGAUAUGGAACAACCCCAAGAAGACGUUAACGAGACUGUGGAUCAACAGGAAGAACAACCUGAAACACCACCUACAGAUGAAUUGUAACAC